AGGGUUCUAUCAUGGUCAUUGUUGUUACCAUCCUGAUCAUAGGGUUCUAUCAUGGUCAUUGUUGUUACGAUCCUGAUCAUAGGGUUCUAUCAUGGUCAUUGUUGUUACGAUCCUGAUCAUAGGGUUCUAUCAUGGUCAUUGUUGUUACGAUCCUGAUCAUAGGGUUCUAUCAUGGUCAUUGUUGUUACGAUCCUGAUCAUAGGGUUCUAUCAUGGUCAUUGUCGUUACCAUCCUGAUCCUAGGGUUGUAUAGUGUUUUAUUAGGUACUUCCAGGUCAGACGGUCCAACAGACCAACAACAAAUACAGACGGAACGUCUCCGUUACCUUAUAUGGUAAACAAUAACAUGUUUUAUAUCAGAGAUUUAUAGAAGCAGCACAAGGUGUUCCUCAAUCCUCUGUCCUGUGACUGUUUGGAAACCUUCAGACCUGUUUGUCCAUCAUAAAGAGGGAUCAGCUGUUCUCUCAGAACAUACCAUUCAUUCCCCAGUCCACCGUGGAUUUGAUCUGAUUGGGAUCUGAACUUGAAGAAUGAGAGAAGGAAUUGACAACCUUGUGUUCCAGUUUAUCAGUGUCUGGGUUCGGGAUCCUCGGAUUCAGAAGAAGGACUUCUGGCAUGCCCACAUGGACUAUGAAAUCUGUAUACAUACCAACAGUCUCUGCUUCACUAAGAAGAUCUCCUGUGUGAGGAGAAGGUACCGUGACUUCGUAUGGCUCCGGCAGAAACUACAGGCUAACUCCCUACUCAUGGUCCAGCUGCCUGAACUACCACCUAAGAACCCUUUCUUUAACCUGAACAACGCCCAGCAGAUCACAGAGAGGAUGAAGGGCCUCCAGAAGUUCCUUGAACUGACCCUGGAGAGUAAUCUGCUUCUGUCAGACAGCUGUCUGCACCUCUUCCUGCAGUCGGAGCUGGGGGUGUCCCAGAUAGAGGCCUGCGCCUCAGGUAGAACCCAUUACUCUGUGUCCCAGGCCGUGCUGCGCUGUGGCUGCAAACUGCAACGCUUCCACUCCCAGGAGGACCUGUUAGAGACCAGCCGCAAGGAGUCCUGUGACUCCGACUCUGUUAGUGGGUUUGUAGAGCCGGCGCCCAGCAGUAAAGAUGGAACUGCUUCCUCACCCCCAGAGACCCUAGAUCUGUCUCUACCUGAUAGGACCAGACCUAACCCCGACCAGGAAGAGACCCUAGCUCUGUCUCUACCUGAUAGGACCAGACCUAACCCCGACCAGGAAGAGACCCUAGCUCUGUCUCAACCUGAUAGGACCAGACCUAACCCCGACCAGGAAGAGACCCUAGCUCUGUCUCUACCUGAUAGGACCAGACCUAACCACAAUCAGGAAGAGACCCUAGCUCUGUCUCUAUCUGAUAGGACCAGACCUAACCCCGACCAGGAAGAGACCCUAGCUCUGUCUCUACCUGAUAGGACCAGACCUAACCCCGACCAGGAAGAGACCCUAAAUCUGUCUCUACCUGAUAGGACCAGACCUAACCACAACCAGGAAGAGACCCUAGCUCUGUUUCUACCUGAUAGGACCAGACCUAACCACAACCAGGAAGAGACCCUAGCUCUGUCUCUACCUGAUAGGACCAGACCUAACCACAACCAGGAAGAGACCCCAGCUCUGUCUCUACCUGAUAGGACCAGACCUAACCACAACCAGGAAGAGACCCUAGCUCUGUCUCUACCUGAUAGGACCAGACCUAACCACAACCAGGAAGAGACCCCAGCUCUGUCUCUACCUGAUAGGACCAGACCUAACCACAACCAGGAAGAGACCCUAGCUCUGUCUCUACCUGAUAGGACCAGACCUAACCACAACCAGGAAGAGACCCCAGCUCUGUCUCUACCUGAUAGGACCAGACCUAACACACAACCAGGAAGAGACCCUAGCUCUGUCUCUACCUGAUAGGACCAGACCUAACCACAACCAGGAAGAGACCCUAGCUCUGUCUCUACCUGAUAGGACCAGACCUAACCACAAACAGGAAGAGACCCUAGCUCUGUCUCUACCUGAUAGGACCAGACCUAACCCCAACCAGGAAGAAGACACUCUCAGAAUGCCUGUCUCUCCAUGGGAACAUCACCGCCAACCAGGACAUGGUAGCUUACAAUAUUCUGCAUCCCAAAUGUCACCCGAUAGUGCACUACUUUGGACCAGAGCCCUAUGUAGGGAAUAGGGUGCUAUUUUGGACACUGUCUUUGCUCUCAUUUCAUCUUAAAAUAAUGUUCCCCUCCCACACAGCUUGUAAAAUAAGGCUCCCACACAGCUUUUAAAAUAAGGCUCCCACACCGCUUUUAAAAUAAGGAUUCCACACAGCUUUUUGUCAUCCAUUUCUCCAAACUACUGUCACCAUAACUACCUUGUCUUUCUGACACCAAAACUGUUUUUUUACUUCAAUUUUUUUCCAGAGAAGAUGAUGAGGGAAUAUAUGUGUUUAUGUCUGUGUAGUUUUGUGAAAUAUUUGUAAAGUCCAAAAAUCUGAAAUAUGUUAAUAUUAGGAUACCUUCACUGUAAAUAAAGUCAGUUCUAAUGUU
This is a messenger RNA of Oncorhynchus gorbuscha (pink salmon), 2535 nucleotides long. RefSeq names its product sorting nexin-11-like. The record is from RefSeq and is a predicted model, not a curated record. The transcript has 6 exons. Bases 530 to 1906 code for a protein of 458 amino acids. Lineage: Eukaryota; Metazoa; Chordata; Actinopteri; Salmoniformes; Salmonidae. Gene Ontology annotation, molecular function: phosphatidylinositol binding. Gene Ontology annotation, biological process: intracellular protein transport.